AGGAGACAGAAAGAGAGAGAAGAACAACGAGAGAGAGAAAGAGAGAGAAUUAAGAACGAGAGAGAAGAAUGAGGAUUGCUCCAGGUGUUGUACCGUCGGACGAAGAGCUGAUUAAUUGCUACUUGUUGAAAGUAUCAAUGGGGAUUCCACUGCCAUGGAAUUGGAUGUCGGAAAAAGAGAUUUACGGCGAAACAACAGAUCCAUGGGAAGUUCUUCAAGACGUUCAUUGGGAAGAUUUUCAUUCCGAAACGAAAUUCAAGCACGUCACGUACGUUCUUACCAAGUUAUUACGAGUUAAUGGCAAGACUCGUAUCGCCAGAAGAACAAAAUCGGGUACUUGGAAGGGACAAACGAGUGGCAAAGAAAUUUACGAUGAGUCAUCGGGAAAUUUAAUCGGCUUGUCCAAGAUGUUCACUUUUUACAAGAAUAAACCUAAAGGCCGGAGCGGCGAAGAAGAACACGGUCACUGGAUUAUGCAAGAGUUUUCAUUGGCCGGGGUUUGUUUGAAUUUUGAGUUGAAGUUUAAAGAUUACGCAAUUUGUAGAAUCACUAGGAUGUUUCCAAAGGAAAACUAAAAGGAAAAGACAAAGAAGCAGCCGAAGAUUAGCAGAAGACGAAGGAAUCGAAGAAGAUCGUGAUGCGUUUUCCAAGAUGCAGAAGAUUGAUUUGGAUAAUAUAGAGUUCGAUUUCGAUAUCGAUAUCGAUGACAUUACGUUGA
Messenger RNA from Erythranthe guttata (spotted monkey flower), 718 nucleotides. The record is from RefSeq and is a predicted model, not a curated record. NCBI's taxonomy places the organism in Eukaryota, Viridiplantae, Streptophyta, Magnoliopsida, Lamiales, Phrymaceae.